ACUGCGAGGAAAGGGGGUGUGUGGGGAGACUGGGACAGAGGCAAAAACCCAUCCACCCACACCACACCCUGCUCCCAGUGUGUUAUUGUCAGACACACCCGUGCUGGUGGGGUCUGUGUCUCAUGAGUUUUGGGGUCGCCCAGGGCCCUGGUCUGAUUUCUGGGCAGGAUUCACAUCUCAGCCACACCGGAGUCACUGCUGCUUUGGGCAGGCAGGGAGUGUGGAUGGACCAAUGGGAUCAGCCUCUGCCUGCCUGUCCCUGGGGGCUGCUGCAGGAGACCAGGGCAGCUCAUUCUUUUUAGGUGAUGCCAUCAGAGGGCUCCUGCUGUUCCUAAGGGAGAGGGGUUUAAACGGCAGUGUGGAGAAAUCCCCCAAAGUGGCCUCUUUAGUUCUGCUUUUUUCCUAGUAUUUGGAUCAGAGAUACUGUUACUGGGAGGUUCUGAAGAGUCUGGGGGGGAAUCGGGGUAUGACAUGGACUGAAGCCCCUUCUGUAACCUUCCCAAUCGCCCCGACAAGCUGAAGAAUCACGUCCACAUUUCACUCCAGAUGGGCCCUUCUUCCAGGAGACAGGGAAAGGAAAUGUCUGUGAUGGAGCCAGCUCAGAUGCCGGUGACCUUCGAGGAGGUGGCUGUGUAUUUCACCCAGAGGCAGGGGGCUCUCCUGGACCCCACUCAGAGAGCCCUCUACAGGGAUGUCAUGCAGGAGAACUAUGAGAUGGUGACCUCGCUAGGAUUUCCCAUUCCCAAACCUGAGCUGAUCACCCGGCUGGAACGAGGGAAAGAGCCAUGGGUGCCCGAUCUCCGGCCCUGCAAUGAAAGAAGGCUUCCGAGAUGCACCCAUACAGAUGCUGAGCGACGGAGUGAGAAUGACGAGGGGAGUCCUCAUGAGGAAGUUCCCAGGGAAGUGGAAGGGCAGGGGACCUUUGUGGGAAGAGCUGAAGGGAAUUUUUCCCAGUGCUUAGAGCAGGCAGAAGCCUGGGGAAGUUCACACAGGUCGGAGAGGCUUCUGGGAAACCACCGAGGGAAGAAAGUGGAUGAAUCUAUUAAUGGUGAGGGAAGAGAGGAGGAUUCCAGAGCACUGCAGACAAAUCCCAAGGAAGAGACACCCUGGCACUACCUUCAGUGUGGGAAAGGAUUCAUUGUGAGAUCACAGCUUGUGACAGUUCAGACGAUCCAUAGUAGAGAGAAACCCCUUCAAUGCUUAUACCAUGGGGAAAGCUUCAAUAAGCUCUCAGAUCUUAAUAACCAUGGGAGAAGCCACACUGGAGAGAGAACCUGUCAAUCCCUUGAGUGUGGGAAAUGUUUCAUUUCGAAGACACAAAUAAUUAGACAUCAGUUAAGCCACACAAGGGAGAGACCACAUAAGUGCUUGGACUGUGGGAAAAGAUUCAUACAAAGGUCAGACCUUGUUAGACAUCAGGCAAUCCACACGGGAAAGAAACCCCACAAGUGCUUGGACUGUGGGAAAUGUUUCACAGACAGGUCAACCCUUGUUAAACAUCAGGCAAUCCACACAGGAGAAAGACUCCACAAGUGCUUGGACUGUGGGAAAAGUUUCAUACAAAGGUCAGACCUUGUUAGACAUCAGGCAAUCCACACAGGAAAGAAACCCCACAAGUGCUUGGACUGUGGAAAAUGUUUCACAGACAGGUCAAACCUUGUUCAACAUCAGGCAAUCCACACAGGAGAAAGACCCCACAAGUGUUUGGACUGUGGGAAAAGUUUCAUAAGAAAGUCAAACCUUGUUAAACAUCAGGCAAUCCACACAGGAGAGAGACCCCACAAGUGCCUGGACUCUGGGAAAAGUUUCAUACAGAGGUCACACCUAGCUCGUCAUCAGGCAAUCCAUCCAGGAGAGAGACGCCACAAGUGCUUGGACUGUGGCAAAAGCUUCAUAAGAAGUUCACACCUUGUUCAACAUCAGGCAAUCCACACAGGAGAGAGACCCCACAAUUGCUUGUAUUGUGGGAAAAGUUUCAUACAGAGGUCACACCUAGUUCGUCAUCAGGCAAUCCACACAGGAGAGAGACCCCACAAGUGCUUGGAUUGUGGAAAAAGUUUCAUACAGAUGUCACACCUUGUUAAACAUCAGGCAAUCCACGCACGAGAGACUCCAGAGGUGCUUGGACUGCUGAAAAAGAUUCAUAUGGAGGUCUGACCUCAUUAAAUAUGGAAGAAUCCCCACAGGAUCUAAACUUCUGUGUCACAUGGCAUGAAAGGGUUAAGCAACUUGCAUGUAAUUGACUGAGAUUCAAUUUUUAGAGAGAGAUUUAACAGUGUGUCGACCUUAGAUAAAGUAGAGUUUGAAAUGUAAA
Messenger RNA from Malaclemys terrapin pileata, 2314 nucleotides. Its product is annotated as zinc finger protein OZF-like. Bases 547 to 2157 code for a protein of 536 amino acids. Gene Ontology annotation, biological process: regulation of DNA-templated transcription. NCBI's taxonomy places the organism in Eukaryota, Metazoa, Chordata, Testudines, Emydidae. The record is from RefSeq and is a predicted model, not a curated record. The transcript is spliced from 4 exons.